GUUAACAACACAUUUUGCUACCUAAUUCACACAACCAGUUUUUUUUUUUUUUUUUUUAAUUAUUAUAUUUCAUCCACAAAUCCUAUUGUUUUUUGAAGUGGGUUUGCUUGUUGGAGGACAAAAAAAUAGUUUCUUGUUUGCAGAUUAUUAUUAUUUGAUGGAUAAUUUAUGCUGUUUCAAGUUGAGAAGAGGCCCAACAUCAUAUAAGUCUGGUAAGGGAAAAAACCAUGAGGGUGAUAUCAAAUUCGGUUUUGACUUAGUCAAAGGAAAAGCUAAUCAUCCAAUGGAGGAUUAUCAUGUUGCUAGGUUUGUGGAACGAGAUCACCAUGAACUCGGCCUUUUCGCUAUCUACGAUGGCCAUUCGGGAGAUCGUGUGCCUUCGUAUCUUCAAAAACACCUGUUUGAUAAUAUCUUAAACGAGGGCGAUUUUUUGGUUGACCCAAAGAGAUCGAUAUUCAACGCGUAUGAGAAAACUGAUCAAGCAAUUCUUUCCCAUGAAAAAGAUUUGGGGCGAGGCGGGUCAACGUCAGUGACGGCUGUUCUUAUGAAUGGUCAAAGAUUAUGGGUAGCAAAUUUGGGUGAUUCUAGAGCUGUUGUUUCAAAAGGAGGUAAAGCUAUACAAUUAAGUACUGAUCAUGAGCCCAGUACUGAAAGGGCUAGUAUUGAGCACAAAGGAGGAUUUGUUUCAAAUAUGCCAGGGGAUGUUCCUCGGGUGAACGGACAACUAGCGGUAUCUCGUGCAUUUGGAGACAAAAGCCUGAAAUCCCAUUUGAGAUCUGAUCCUGCUAUUCAAGAUACAAUUGUGGAUACCAAAACUGAUCUCCUUGUGUUGGCAAGUGAUGGUCUUUGGAAGGUUAUGGAUAAUCAAGAAGUAGUCAAUAUUGCAAGAAGAAUCAAGGACCCCCAGAAGGCUGCUAAACGAUUAAUAGCGGAAGCUUUGAAAAGGGAGAGUAAAGAUGACAUAUCUUGUGUGGUAGUUAGAUUCAGGUGAUAUUUUCAUUGUGGUCCCGUUUGUUCACAGCAAACGGGAUCAUAACAUGAAAAUGAAAAAAAAGAAUUCUACGAAUUCUAUGUAAAAAGAAUAUAAAUAGUUGUGAAUCUAUACUUUAAAAUGAUAAACCCUUUUGAUGGGCUAUAAGUUACUAGAUUGCUAUAGAACAUAUUUUUGAGUAGUUGAGAUAUCUUAUGUUAAUUUCAUUCUUUUCUUGAUUAUUGUAAUUGGUGAGUUUGUUUAAAUCUUGAUUAUUGUAAUUG
This is a messenger RNA of Helianthus annuus (common sunflower), 1254 nucleotides long. Its product is annotated as probable protein phosphatase 2C 10. Gene Ontology annotation, molecular function: protein serine/threonine phosphatase activity. Gene Ontology annotation, biological process: protein dephosphorylation. The record is from RefSeq and is a predicted model, not a curated record. The coding region runs from base 158 to 991 and encodes 277 amino acids. Gene Ontology annotation, cellular component: cytosol; nucleus. Lineage: Eukaryota; Viridiplantae; Streptophyta; Magnoliopsida; Asterales; Asteraceae. The transcript is spliced from 5 exons.